Messenger RNA from Amborella trichopoda, 3281 nucleotides. The record is from RefSeq and is a predicted model, not a curated record. Lineage: Eukaryota; Viridiplantae; Streptophyta; Magnoliopsida; Amborellales; Amborellaceae.
UAUUUUGUGUGAUUUUCUCUUCGAUUUUCUGUUAUUGAAUUUAUAAAUUGUUUGAUUUUAGAGUUUUUUUGUGUGAAUGUUUUUAAAAAUUUAGUCUUUUGAACUGGGUUGCUCCGAAACAUUGAUGUCCCUAUGAUAUUGAGAUUAAGAUCUUUUGUGAAUUGGGGCUAUUAAGACCAUUUAAAAAACCUAGAUUUUGAAAAUUGCUGUUUCUCAUGAUUGGAAGAUUACCUGAACCACAUGAAAGACCCAGGUUUCGUGAAAAUUUAGAGUCUCUCCACUUGAAUUUUGGUUUUUCAUAACCAUCUGGAAAACAUAGGUUUUUGAAAUUAUUGUAUCGUGUGAAACAUGGAUUUCCUAUGAUUUGAAAACCCCAAUUUAAUGAAUUUAUAAUGAAAGAGUCAUUUGAAAACCAUGAAUUUUAGGAAACUCAAGGUUCUUUUGAGUAAGCGCUUGAUUUAUUUAUUUAUUAUUAUUAUUUUCAGUUACACACGAAGAAUUGGGAAUUUCAGAACCAUUUGAAAGGAAUCUAUUUUAGGAAAUUUUCGGAAAUGAGUUAUGAUUUCAGGAACCACUUGAUAUCCAAGAUUUGGCAAACGUUAUCUUGAAAAUAAGAUUUACUUUUGCUUUUGAGAACCUUAAAGUAAGAGAGAGAGAGUUCUCCAUAUUUGAUGGACCUAAGGUGUUUACUCAUUUGCUUGGGAUAAGAUACCCUUCUUAUUUUUUAUUUUUUAUUUAUUUGUUUUUCAGAAACAUUUACUUUCAAAUAUUAGAUAUUAUGUACUCUUUCUUCUUGGGAAUUAUAUUGAUGAGUUACAGUUACACUGUUGAUUGGGUUUGAGAGUUUUGAAACCCCAAAACUUGAAACGUGCUGAUUCUGGUUCAUCUAUCCCUGUGAUCCUUUUCUUUGGCACAUUGUUUUGUGUUCAUUUUUUAUUUUUUUAUAGAAUUGGGUUUGAGAGUUUUGAAACCCCGAAACUUGAAACAUGCUGAUUCUGGUUCAUCUAUCCCUGUGAUCCUUUUUCCUCGGCACAUUGGUUUGUGUUCAUUUUUUAUUUUUUUAUAGAAUAUUACUUGGAAUAUCAUCUAGUAUAUAUAUAUAUAUAGAGGGUUAUGUUAGGGUGCUGGAGUAAUUUUUUUUUAGAAAGUAACGGUAUUUUUUUUAGUUAUGUUUGGUAUCCAAGAUUUCUGAAUUGACUGUUUCUCUUUUGGUUUGAAGCUUUUAUCCUAAAGCAUGCGUUUUUUUAUGAUGCUUGUUCAUGUCCUCAGUGGAAUAAUUUACAAUUUCCAUGCAAUUAAGCCGGAUUUUUUGAGUUAACGAUGUAUACGAUGCUCAUCAAGGCCUCUGGUUUGUUGGAAGUUUAAAUCAUCCCUUCUUGUAGUCAUUGUAUCGAAAAUUCAAGAUUUUGCAAAUUUGCAGUUUUAUGCAAUCCAGGUAUGUUGGAAUCUUGGGUUUUAGGUUGAGCUAUACUUGUGAAAUUUAAUUGACUGAUGUACCUUAAAAUUUCCCCAUUUGGAGAAAUAGGCCUGGUUUUAUAUUUUAUUAUUUCUUCAAAUUUAAAAUUUCUUUGAAUCCACGAUUCAAGUGAUGCAUUCAGGAUUUUGUGGAAAGAAAGCUUUUUUUAUUUAUUUUAGGGGACUCCAACCUUAGAUUUGAUGAUUUGCAGCACCUUUAUUGGUUUCAGGGUUUCUUCUAAAUGUUUGGGUGUAUUUGGCUUUGAUGACUUCUCCAAUUGUUUAUCCAGUGUUUACAGUCUAAAUGUGGUCUAUUUCAUAAAUCAUAUGUUGAAUUCUUUUUUAUUAGGGGGUGAUUUUGGCAAGAAUGGCAUCUUAUUCAAUGGAAGAGUUUGUUGGAGAUGGUGUUCUGAAAGAUUUGCUUCCUAUGCUGAUCGCUGAUGGAUGGGAUGAUGUUCCCACACUGAAGAUGAUGAAUUCUGAAGACAUGGAUUCCAUGAAAAUGUCCCAGAGGCAAAAGGAUGCAUUGGAACUUAGGUCUUAUUUGCAUGAUCGUUCUUUAAUGCAAUAUGGGGAGAGGCUCGAAGCAUCAGGACUGACUCUUCCCAAGCUUCUUAACUCUAGCACUACAGUACUCUCCUCUCAAUUUGGCAUGAAGCGAGGCCACAUCACUCGAUUUAUUGAUAGGUCACUCGCUUGUGGAAUUGCCAUGCCCCCUUCUUCUGCUCUCCCAUUGAGGAAAAGAACCACGUCUUCUCUCUCCAAAAAUGUUGAUGCUAGUGAAGCCAUGUCCAGUAAUUUUCCAGGAAGAACACAGAGUACUGUCUCCAUGAACCAGGAUUCGAAGUCCCAAUAUACGGUUUCAGCUUCUUUUGGGGUCAAAGGGGAGCGUACUUUUAAAGGGGUCGUUGCUUUUGCACCUGCUGAGCCUAGGUGUUGUGGGCUUGUACAACCUCCUCCUGAACUUGAUAAUGUUGCUCCAUAUUCCAUGUUAGAGAGCAUUUCAAUUCAGAAACUGACCCCCGAGUAUAAGAUGGGUAUGGAGCCAUUGGUGAAAUUGAAGGCCCCACCCAUGAAGGCUUCAGAGCUCUGGCAUGAUAUACCAACAGUAUUGCUUUGUCUCAGACGCCCUGGAUGUGUCAUGUGUAGAGCUGAAGCUCACCAGCUUUAUGCUAGGAAACCAAUAUUCGAUGCACUGGGUUUCCGGCUGAUUGCUGCUUUCCAUGAGCAAAUUGACUCAGAGGUGAACAAUUUUUGGCCUCGCUACUGGGGUGGGAUUGUAGUCUUGGACAAAAGCAUGGGUUUCUUCAAAGCUCUUGGAGGUGGUAAGCUGCUGAAAGACCAGUUUGUGACUGGAUUUCUUUGCAAUCCUCGUGCCAUUGCAAAUUAUAGGCGUGCUAAAGCUAUGGGUGUGGAGAAUAAUUUUAAUGGAAAAGGAGAAAUCAAAGGUGGGUUAUUCAUAAUUGAUAGUGGGAAAAGUGGAAUAGCAUAUCAGUUUAUGGAAAGAAAUUUCGGGGAUUGGGCACCCAUCAAUGAAGUUCUUGAGAUUUGCAGCAGAAUGCAGAAACAAGCAUCUGAUCAGGAAGCUGGACCCUAGAGGGACCUGAGGCAAAUCUGUAACCAAUACUUGUGUACAAUAUUCAAUUUGUUCUUUGUAAUUGAAUAAUUUUUCUUUUUUUAAGUUUUUGUUGUGCGUGUUUCUCUGAUAAAGCAUAGCGUGAUAAUAUGUAAAAUGGAUCUCACAUUAUUUGAUUGCCCAAAAACAUAUGAGUUCACAUGUAUCUCCACAUCCCUUUUAUUUACUGAAGACUUGCAGUGAAAUUCAA